Molecule: messenger RNA, 2052 nt
Organism: Rhodofomes roseus
Lineage: Eukaryota; Fungi; Basidiomycota; Agaricomycetes; Polyporales; Fomitopsidaceae
Exons: 6
Coding region: 1-2052 (683 amino acids)
Source: RefSeq, a predicted model, not a curated record
AUGACGGACUUCCGCGCUCGGUUCUUCGGCAAGGUCUGUCGGCGGACCAUCGAGUCCAUGCACCAGAAGGGGCAGGACUUCGAGGGCUUGCCCCCUGCACACAGGAUCCAGCUCAUGCUGCGGCUGGCGAAGUACGAGCAGGAGAUGAUGGCCGAGCUGGCGGGCACAACGCGCGCAGCCGUGGGCACGAGCCACACGUCCGCGAGCGACAAGUCGUUUUACAUAGAUUUGCGGCGCGCGACAUUCCACCUCUCGCAGUCGUCGACGACCGAAUUCCCCGAGCCGAAGAGCAAGGAGGAAUUCGAGCAGAUGCCGACCGCCAAGCUCGCCGCCCUCGUCGACAUCAUCCACCACCACCGCACGCCCAAGGCCCCGCCUCUCAACAUCAAGACGGAGCUGCGCGGUGUUCCCCUCAGCGACCUGCCCCCGUUUCCCGAGUCCAACAAGCUGUACCCAGACCCUGACUUCAAGGGCUAUUCCACUCACCACGGCUCGGGGCCGGACAAAAUGAUCGUCUUCUCGUACUUCCCGUCCAACAACAACCUGUUGCGCAAGGUCUUCGACUUCUACGGCAUCAAGGCGGUGUUCUUGAACGGGAAGCUCAGCGCGGCGCAGCGCGAGCGCGUCGUCGAGGACUUCCGCAAGGCGGGCGCGGACGGCCCUACGGUCCUCGUCAUGUCGUCGGUCGGCGCCACCGGGCUCAACCUUGCGUGGGCCAACAUAAUGAUCUUCGUGGAUACGACGUGGUCUGCGCAGGAGGACGAGCAGGCCAUCGGCCGCAUCCUUCGCUUCGGCCAGAAGUCCGACGUGUUGAUCUACUAUCUGAUCACACUCGCCAGCGUCGACGUCUUGCUGAACACCAUCGCGUUCGACAAGGGCGUCAUGCACCAGGCCUUCAUGGAGGCGGACUUCGAGCUCAAGCGCGUCGUCAUGUUGCUCCUCGGCAACAAGAUCGCUCACCUCAUCGGUGACGCUGACGUCGAGUUGCCCGCGGACCCUGAGGAGGACGACGACGGCACCACUGCCAGCAGCGUUGAGGUCGAGCAGGCCCUCACCCCGCGCAAGAGGAAGCAGAAGAAGGCGGCGAAGACGCCCGCCAUCUUUAUCAGCGACGACGAGGCCGAACCUUCGGAGAAGGGCGACGGCGUCGACCCUCCGAAGAAGGGCGGCAAGCCGACCACGAAGAGGCCCCAGCCACGCAGGAGGGGCGCAAAGGCCAAGGCAGUCACCCCCUCAACGACGACGCCCGAGCCGGAGUCUGAGGAGGACAAGACCUCGACGUCUCAUGCGUCGGCCACUCCCCCGCCGCGGCCCGUGACUCCGCCGCCUGCUCAGCCUCGCGCGUCCCUCCCGCCGCCGCCUACUACCCCGCCGUCGCCUGCUGAGCCUCGCGCGUCCCUCCCACCGCCGCCUACGACCCCGCCGUCGCUUGCUGAGCCUCGCGCGCCCCUCCUUCCGCCGCCUACCACUCCGCCGUCCGCCGACCGUCCCUCCACCCCCCUGCCGCAAUCUACACGUCCACAAUCUACAACUCCCCGGCAGGGAGGACCGAGCACCCCGUCUCGGUGGCGUCAGUCGGAAUCGCACACCCCGCCCUCGCAACUCCUUCCCGCGGAUCCCUUCGCGCUCACGCAGAAGUUCACCGACGCUUCGCUGAGCUCCAGUGCUCCCGCCGCGACCCCCGCCAUCCCCACCUCUGCGCUCAACGCUGCUGCCGCGCCGCCUGUGGACCCUACGCCGGACGUCGAAAUGGUCGACAGCCACGCUUCGGACCUCGACAUGUCUCACGAGGACGCCCGCAUGAUGGACAUCUCCGAGCUCGAGGAGGAACCGCGGCGCGACACUUCGCCUUUGUCCGACGCCCCGAGCGAAUCGAACAUCCCGAUUGCUCAGCGGAAGGGCAAGCGCAAGGCUGCGUCGCCCGCUUCGGCCGGUCGUCCCCGUCGCGGUACGCCCAGCACCUACGUCCCGACCGACCGUCUCGGCGCUGGUGACGACGAGCUCCCGACGGGCAGCGCGAAGAGGACGCGUGAACGCAGGAAGAAGUUCUGA